Bombina bombina (fire-bellied toad) is the source of this 933-nucleotide messenger RNA. RefSeq names its product olfactory receptor 5L1-like. Gene Ontology annotation, biological process: G protein-coupled receptor signaling pathway. Lineage: Eukaryota; Metazoa; Chordata; Amphibia; Anura; Bombinatoridae. The record is from RefSeq and is a predicted model, not a curated record. Gene Ontology annotation, cellular component: membrane. The transcript has a single exon. Gene Ontology annotation, molecular function: G protein-coupled receptor activity; olfactory receptor activity. Bases 1 to 933 code for a protein of 310 amino acids.
AUGUGUCUCUCCAACCAGAGCACGGUAACCUUUUUUAUCAUUAAAGGCAUUUCUGAUGCACCAGAGCAGCAGGUUCUGAUCUUCCACCUGGUUCUGCUGAUUUAUCUCACCACACUUGGAGGUAACAUGAUGAUUCUUCUGCUAGUUUACCUGGACCCUCAACUGCACACUCCCAUGUACUUUUUUGUGGCAAACUUGUCAGUUCUUGACAUCUCAUACACCUCCCUUACUCUGCACAAGAUACUCAUUAGCUUUAUUUCAGGGGAUAACACAGUUUCCUUCCUCGGGUGUAUGACACAGACAUAUAUAUUUGGAUCCUUAAUAGCUGAUCAGCUUCAAAUACUGGCGCUCAUGAGUUAUGAUCGCUAUAUGGCCAUCUGUAACCCAUUGCGUUAUCACACAAUCAUGAACCAUAGAAGAUGUUCUCUACUUGCUACAGCCUGUUGGAUGUUGGGAUUUUUAGAAAUUAUGCCCCAUAUUGUUUUAUUAUCACGUUUUUCUUUUUCUAGCAAUGAACUCAACCACUUCCUAUGUGAUAUUGUACCUCUUCUACGACUAACAUGUAGUGACACUACGGUUUUUGAGCAGAUGGUAUUUUUUACUAUACUUUUUCAUGUAUUAUUCUCAUUUCUUCUCAUCUGCAUUCCUUAUAUUUUUAUAAUUAAUACCAUCCUCAAGAUCCGUUCAAGCAAUGGAAGACAUAAAGCCUUCUACACGUGUUCCGCGCACCUCACAGUGGUUACUCUGCUUUACAUUACUCUCAUCUGUCAAUAUCUUAAACCAAAUUCAGGAGGCAGUGGAGAAUCUGAUAAAGUUUUCACACUGUUUAAUACGGCUGCAGUUCCAGCCCUAAACCCAAUAAUUUACAGCUUGAAACAUAAAGAUAUCCAAUCUGCACUGAGACGGAGACUAAUGCUUUAUCAAAGGAAAUAA